This is a messenger RNA of Astyanax mexicanus (Mexican tetra), 2573 nucleotides long. It is a transcript of the gene irx6a, whose product is annotated as iroquois homeobox 6a. The coding region runs from base 407 to 1975 and encodes 522 amino acids. Gene Ontology annotation, molecular function: RNA polymerase II cis-regulatory region sequence-specific DNA binding; DNA-binding transcription factor activity, RNA polymerase II-specific. The record is from RefSeq and is a predicted model, not a curated record. NCBI's taxonomy places the organism in Eukaryota, Metazoa, Chordata, Actinopteri, Characiformes, Acestrorhamphidae. The transcript is spliced from 7 exons. Gene Ontology annotation, biological process: regulation of transcription by RNA polymerase II; cell development; neuron differentiation. Gene Ontology annotation, cellular component: nucleus.
GAUUGGCAAACACAUUAUUCUCUCCCAGCCGCCCCGGCGAGCCGGGAUUACAGUGACGUCACGCCGCUAGCCCUGCAUGGAUGAAUGCUAAAGAACUAUAGAGGCACAAAUAAUGGCACAAGCAGAAGUCCAUAUCUUGCAAGUCUUACGUUAUCCUUUAAGCUUUCUUCAGCACCAGCAACAAUAUUUUUUUGUACUUGAUUAGGAUUUACUCUAAUUUCUUGUUUCCUUAGGGGGAUUAGGCAUACAUAUAAAAACGAAGGGCAGACCGUAAACAGCCUGAGCACUCCCUCUUAAAGUGCAGUCAUCUAUUAUUGACCGAAAGGCCGAGCGUGGAAAUGCGUGUAAGACGCUGGAUUUUGAACUAGAUUUGGUUUCAAUCGAUCAGCGGAGAAGAAUAUUGCUGAUGGUAACAAAAGAAGCAGCUAUGUCUUUCUCCCAGUUUGGAUACCCUUACAAUGCAACUUCUCAGUUUUUCGUGUCGCCAAACCCCAGUACGACUUGCUGCGAUUCGAUUUCCAGGUCGGUAUCUGACGGCUCCAGCGCGCCGCACUCCGCCUCUGCCGCCGCCGCCUCCUUCUGCUGCCCGACCUACGAGAACCGGCUGCUGGCGAGCGCGCGCCCUGAGCUCAACGCUGCUGCGCUCGGCAUGUACAGCUCCCCGUACGCCGCCGGCCACAACUACGCCAACUACUUCCAGUACAGCGCGGAGCCCUCCGCUAUCUACUCCACGCUGAAUCCACAGUAUGAGAUUAAGGAGGGCACUGGAAGCCUCCACAGUGGCAUCAGCCAGCCUGCUGCUUACUACCCUUAUGACCACUCACUGGGCCAAUAUCAAUAUGACAGGUACGGGUCUGUAGACUUUAACGGCUCGGCCAGGAGGAAAAACGCCACUCGCGAGACAACAAGCACUCUAAAAACGUGGCUUUAUGAACACCGAAAGAACCCAUACCCCACCAAGGGUGAAAAGAUCAUGCUGGCCAUCAUCACGAAGAUGACCCUCACCCAAGUGUCCACCUGGUUUGCCAAUGCCAGAAGGAGGCUGAAGAAGGAGAACAAGAUGACAUGGUCACCGAAAAACAAAGCAGGCGAUGACAAGAAGGAGAACCUGGAUAAGGCAGACCAGGAUUGUGUCACCAAAGACUCUAAAGACUGCAAAGAAGAGCAAGACCUGCGCCUCAGUGACCUGGACGACAUCGAGGAUGACGAUGAGGACUGCGACAAGCUGGACAGCGACUGUGAGAAAUCUGGCCAGGAGGCAGUUGCCCUCACCCAGCCUUCUGUGCCCACGUCCAGUCCCCCAAAGAGAGACUGCAGUGCUGACCUGCCUGUACCCUCCGGAUUCCCCUCCUUCCCCUGUGGCCUGAAAGGUGUGACAGCUCUUGUCCCUGACUACCUAGACCCUCUUGGCUCCAAACAACAGCAGCAGCAUCUUCCGACUCUAUCUUCCUCUAUGGGCCCUAUUUCCCUGUCCCACUUUCAGGCGUCAUCAGAUCAGAAGCCACGGAUCUGGUCCCUGGCCCGGACAGCAGCUACUGGGGUGGUGCUGGGGAACACUCAGCAUGCUGGGGAGAUACGAACUGGGGCUGGAGCUGGGAACUGUCAACUACAAGCAUCCCGGCUGCCCGUCGUGGUCACUGGAGGGCAGUGUGGGGAUGCCAAGGGCCUCCAGGAUCCCACAAACCUGGGGAACUCUGAGGAUCUUUUUGAAGAGGGGGCACAGGGGCUUAAUAAAGUGUACAGCACAGGGAGCUACAGAGGCCUGCAACUCCACUGCUCCUCGUACCAGGCCCUUUCAGAUUCCUGCCAGUACUCCAGCAUGGAAGGAUUCUGCAGUGGGGCGAAGUCUGAAUCUGAAGCCUCUGAGCUCAGUGACACGUGUCUAACCCUGCAGGACACCAAGACGACUGCUUUCAGACCUGUGAUGAAGAGGCUCGAAGAGGCGCUGCCGUCAAGACCCGGAACGUUUCUGUAACUUCAAUUAUGCACUAUGGACCUGAGACGAAGUACAAAACAAAACAAAACAAUAAAAAAAAACAAAGCUCGUGGCAGCUGAAACGUGAGCGCGCCCAAGGCGAGGCCGCUCUGCUGGAACUGUGAACGCGCGGAGGUAGCCAUAUUUUUGCACAAUGUGAUUUUCAUGGUGUUGAUGACUUUAUGCAAUGUUUAAAAAAAUGCAACUGUUAUAAAAAAAAUAAUAAUAAUGUCCGUAAAUUUCUGAUGUCUGCAAUGGCAAUCGUAGUUUAGUGGUCUUAUUUAUCUAUUUAUUGUUUAAUUAUUUUCUCCACUAUUUAUUUAAAUUCGUGCCAUGCGUCUUUCUUAAUGUUCCGUUGUGGUCACGUGUUAAAUGUCGGUGUUUUUGUUUGUUUUGUUGUUCUUUUUAUUUGUUUGUUUCGAGGACAAAUGUGAAGCUUGUCGUUAUCUUUUUUUACUUUUAUUUUUGAAGCUCAAUAUUGAAGUCUAAAAAUGGACUAUAAUGUUCUCGGAAAUCAAAAGAAAAAUGGGAAAAUUUCGUUGUUGGGCCUAUAAGUGUUCCGUGUUCGCCAUUUAUAAACUAUUUUAUACGAAUGCAA